Molecule: messenger RNA, 3256 nt
Organism: Ilex paraguariensis (yerba mate)
Lineage: Eukaryota; Viridiplantae; Streptophyta; Magnoliopsida; Aquifoliales; Aquifoliaceae
Source: the annotation of a GenBank genome assembly
GAGUAUACGAAGGUUUAACCGACGGUGGCGCAGAACACGUUGUCCGUGCUUUCUCAGUCUUCGCUUAUGGAGGCGACUCUUCUGUCCUCUCACCAGUUCAGCCCUCUACUCGUUCUAUCAAAGAGUGUCAAGAAUCGAGAUGGGCAGGCCGUACAUAAUCCCCAAUGCUAUCGUCCUUUCUGUGUGAGAACUCAUAUUUCCCAAAAGAAAAAUACAGAAGAAUUCAGCAGAAGGCCUUUUCAGUUGUUAAAUAGACAUUUUUUAUCGAAAGCAAACAGAAGGUUAUCUAUCUGUGCUUCAGACCAGCUCAGAAGUGACUAUAUGAAUGCCGAGGCAGCAUCUGCUGAGUCUCUUAAUCAUGAAUUUUUUCCACCAGCACCUGAUGCUGGUGCAGGUCUACUCAGUUCACAUGAUAUCAUUAGUAAUGGAACCGUGCAGUCCAGGCCUAAAAUGUUUAAAAACAGAUUCUUAAAUUUUGUACGAUUGGGUUCAGUCCUCAAUAAUGCUGCUGAAUCUUUUUUCAAGAGUGAGAUACGGCGGAGGCUUUUUGUGACAGCUGCAUUACUUGUCGUUAGUCGUGUUGGGUAUUUCAUUCCUCUGCCAGGGUUUGAUAGAAGGUUGAUACCUGAGGACUACCUCAGCUUUGUCUCAGGAUCAGUUGAUGAACUUGGUGAUUUCGCACCAGAACUUAAGCUUUCUCUUUUUCAACUUGGAAUCAGUCCUCAGAUUGCAGCAUCAAUUCUUAUGCAGGUACUUUCUCAUGUUGUUCCUUCCUUGGUGAAGCUGCGGAAAGAAGGCUUAGAUGGUCACGAGAAGAUUAAGAGUUAUAUAUGGUGGAUUUCGUUUGGUUUUGCAAUAGUGGAGGCCCUGACUCUUGCUUGUUACUCACUUCCAUAUUCCAUAUAUGCAGCUAGUCACAGGGUAAAGCAUGUGAUGGUCACAACUUCUCUAUUGGUGUGUGGUGCAAUGACUAUGACAUGGAUCUGUGACAAGAUAUCAGAGGCUGGAUUUGGUCAAGGAUCAUCUUUGAUUAUAUGUGUGGGAAUUUUGACUGGCUACACGGAUACGCUAUACAAGAUGUUAUCUCAACUCUCAGGAAGUGCUUUGAAUUGGUGGCCUUAUGUACUUGCAGUAUUAGGUGUUUUCACUAUAGUAACUAUGUGGGCAGUUGUUGUAACCGAGGGUUGCAGGAAAAUCAAGCUGCAGUACUAUGGUUUCAAACUUGCUUCUGCUGCGAGAGAGCACUCCCCAGUUACCGAGGUAGAGCCAUACAUUCCAUUUAAUAUAAAUCCAUCGGGAAUGCAGCCUGUUCUUACUACCACGUAUCUCUUGGCGUUUCCCAGCAUCAUUGCAAGUCUCAUUGGCUCGCGUUUUUGGGAACACGUGAGAGACGUACUGAACCCUGGAACUUCUCUCGGUGCUGAGCCAUGGGUUUACUAUACAAUUUAUGCAUUCUUUGUAUUUCUUUUCAACAUAUUUGACAUUGUAAGUAUUUUCUUGACCUACAAUUGAUUUCUACGUAAAUUUGUGCUGCUUGAUUUAGGUCUUGCAAUUCUUGUGUCUGUUAUCAUUCUCACAUGAUCAUAUUUUCCUUUUGGUUAUCAUCGAUCAAUUCCUUAUUGUAUUAUAUUGCAUCUUGAUAAUUACACUGUUCUUGCUUCAAUCUGCUCCAGAUAAUUUGCAUUGAUGUUUCAUAAUUUAUUUUUUGGGGAGUGGUCAUAUAUUAAGAUAUUAAAUGCAUUGAAUAGUUUGUGUGGCACUUGGAAAUUUGAAAAAAAAAUAAAAGCAUCGAUAGACCUAGAAGUCUGUUCAAAUUGUGGGUGAUGAGUAAAUUUUUUUCGUUGACCUUAUUUGGCCUGGUGUUGUAAGUAUGGCCAUGUUUAUGGUAUGCUGGGUUAUGCAUUAAUGAAUUUUGUUUCGCUGAAUCUUUCCAGAACCCCUCAUUUAGGUCAUUGAGGCUUAAUGUGUCCUGAUAGAUUGUUGGGUUGCUAGGAAAUAUUGCAUCCAUGACUAUAACUUGGUUAUGCUUAAAUUGCGGAUGGAUGAUUGACAACACAAGAAACGUACAUCAGAAAAGGGGUGCAGUGGGAAUGGAUUAGAUGAUGAAGUCAUUUGAGAUAUUCUGGCUAUGUAAAUUGUAAACUGAAAUGGAGACCAAUGGGUACUCCUUUUGAGGAGUGUUAUUGUCGGAGUAAAUGCACCACAAACAUAAGGAAAUGGCUCGACUUACUCGCAUAUUAUUUAGCAGAAGAUCUGGAUUUUUCAAUAUUGCUAUUUUAGAGGCAAAAAUUGAGAUAUUUACAAGUGUAUGGUGACUAUUCAAGAGGUAAUGUGGUAUACCUGAUUUUUUUCUUCUAUUAACCGGCACAUGCAUAUUUAGGCCAACAUGCCAAAGGAAAUUGCUGAUUACUUAAACAAAAUGGGUGCCAGAAUACCAAGCAUAAAGCCUGGAAAGGCCACCAUUGAAUAUUUGACGAGGAUCCAAGCUUCGACACGUUUUUGGGGUAUAUGUCUAUCUAAAUGUUUUAACUAACUAAAUCCAAUAUUGGCGCCAUUCUUCACCCCCUAUUUGUUUGCUUGCACUCUCUCUCUCCCUCUCCACUGUAUCGUGGCAAAUCAUGCAGGUGGAUUGCUGUUAAGUAUUUUGGCCACUACAUCUACUGUUCUGGAUCAUUAUUUACGCCGCAUCAAUGAGGGAUUUGCAAUAGGGUUUACAUCUGUUCUGAUCAUUGUGGGUUCCAUCAUUGAAUUGAGAAGAUCAUAUCAAGCUUAUAACGUGAUGCCAAGUUUAAGCAAAGCUUUAAGGCGAUAUGGUGUAUAACAUCUGAUGAGAGAGCACGGAAUUCUCAGUUGGACUAAUUGUUUCGUUGUUGUCAAGAUGUCUCCUAAAAACUAAAAUAUGGUCCUCUUGACAUCAGGAUCUCGUUUCUCAGCAAGAGCUUGAGAUUUAGGGGAGUGCAAUUAUAGCCACUACAAACAUAAUGCUAUAUUAGUCCAUUCUAUCGGUGCAAAAUCAUGUUUAAUAGCCAGUACAAAGAGAGAUUUUGUUUCAUAAUCAGCAAUUAGGGAGUGCGGAUUGUUAUUACACAAGCUGAUGUUCUACUAAUAACCAAUUUUGAAAUAGUGGAAUCCCCCUUAGAAACUGCAAAGUGAUGUAGUUAGAGUGUGCGGCAGGUGUUAUUGUUGCAGAAGCCUGUCAUUUGGCGCUAUUUUUGUUUGGUUAUGACCCGAGCAAUCAUCCAUAAAAGACAUGGCU